Molecule: messenger RNA, 291 nt
Organism: Pseudocercospora fijiensis CIRAD86
Lineage: Eukaryota; Fungi; Ascomycota; Dothideomycetes; Mycosphaerellales; Mycosphaerellaceae
Exons: 4
Coding region: 1-291 (96 amino acids)
Source: RefSeq, a predicted model, not a curated record
AUGUCAAGUGCGGGGAGUCACGUGCUAGCUGAAUCCUUCUGCGACAUGCUUUCGGCAAGUGCACAAAGAUCCCGGGAACCCAUGCGGACGAACCAUGCGAACUUCCGACGUGUUCACGUGCAGUAUGCUUUUGAGGCUUCCACAUUCGGUGUAGCCUGCAUAUCAAACCUUGAAACAGCGGUCUCAUUAUCAUCAAGGUCCAGAUCAAAGUGGGUCCGCGAAAAUUUCGGUGGCAGCAGUGCAACCAAGGUCUUGAUCGUUUACCGUUCACGAAUCUCAUCGUCUGGUUGA